ACCGUAAUGUGUGCGUUGAUCUAUUGUAGUUGCGGACGAAAGCUUCGUUCCGGUACCAGUCGCUGGGACCAGCGACUGUCUUAGGUAGUUGUCCCUAGGGUAGUUGACCUUGACUUUAGGAUGCAACACAGUGCGAGAGCAGUUGGUGCGAGAGCACUGCUCGCUCUGCCAGCCUCAUUGCGAGCGGCUGCAUUGAGGACGAUCCAGGCAAGAUGGCAGUCAACGAUACCCGAGCGCAAGCAUCCCAAAACAGCCCUGUUCUUCCCGGGUCAAGGCGUGCAGAGGGUAGGCAUGACGGCGGAUUGGCUUGAAGCCUACCCUCGCACAGUCAAGCCGGUGCUUGAGGAGAUGGAUGAAACACUCAAAGUCCCCUUGAGCAAGAUCAUCGCGGAAGGACCUAAUAGCAAGCUCACGGCAACGGAGAAUGCGCAGCCCGCUAUUAUGAUGACGUCCAUCAUCAUUCUGCGGGUGCUGGAGAAGGAGUUUGGCUUCAAGACUGCAGACAGGAUAGACCUAACACUAGGGCACUCACUGGGAGAGUUUGCAGCUUUGGUAGCGGCUGGCUAUCUGCGAGAGCCGGAUGCACUGCGGUUGGUGAGAAAACGAGCAGAAGUUAUGGCGCGGUGCUCGCGAGAGCUCAAUGAAGAAGUGGGCAUGGUUGCUCUGGUGUGCGAAGCCAACCAUUUGCCGUCCAUGAUAGACGCCAUACAUGACUUCCUUGGUCACGCCUCGGAAGGCUCGAAGAUGGACAGUAACGCAGACUCCGAUCUGCCAAGCGUACAGCAGGUGCUCAUCGCAAACGUGAAUUCGAAAAACCAGAUUGUGCUGAGUGGUAGCAUUAAGCGUAUCAACGAACUCCUGACCCAUUUGCGCCAAUUUGCUGGUCAUGACCCACGGGCGGUACGACUUAAAAGCGACUCACCCUUCCACAGCCCCCUGAUGAAGCCAGCAGCCGAAGUUAUGAAGAAGCUACUGGACCAGCCGUCUCAAGCUGCCAAAGGCGAAGACACAGUGAUAUGGCCGGGCAUCAUGCCGUGUGUCAGCAACGUUUCUGCCCGCCCGUUUGCAGACAAAAAGCAGCUCAAGGACUACCUUGCUCGGCAGUGCGUCGAGACUGUCUUAUGGCAUGAUAGCAUAAUCUAUCUGCACAAGGAGGAGAAGGUGCGGAGAUGGGUCGGCAUUGGCCCAGGCAAGGUUGGCCGCAACUUGGUCGGCAAGGAGGUUGGCAUGAAGGGGGCUGUGAAAGGAGGUGGUGUUUGGGGUAUCAGUGACCCGAGGGAGGUGGAGGCAAUUCUGCAAGACCUCGAUACGACGGAGACAGCUCAAGAGGACGACUGAAGGAAGACGCGGAUGUGACUUCGUUCACCUCGAGCCCUGCCUCGCGCAAUCGCCAGGACAGUCCAUUGUACACGCCCUUUACACGAAGGACAAGCUGGACCGUACGACCAAAAAGCUGCAGGCCGACACUGCGUCGUGAACGACAUAUUUGCACGAGAUGCUGCUCAUUGAUCUAGCCAUGUGCAACUCGCAACCGGCCGUAAGCUGCUCCGACGAGCAGAGAUGUUCGGCCUGAGCCGACGCGAGACAUCACCACUCCUAUCCGAUUCUGGAGGAUGUAGAUGCUGCCGAAGCUGCGGUGGAACGACAGUACGAGCAUAGAGGCAGAGCUCACAUGU
Molecule: messenger RNA, 1676 nt
Organism: Baudoinia panamericana UAMH 10762
Lineage: Eukaryota; Fungi; Ascomycota; Dothideomycetes; Mycosphaerellales; Teratosphaeriaceae
Exons: 1
Coding region: 121-1338 (405 amino acids)
Biological process (GO): fatty acid biosynthetic process
Cellular component (GO): mitochondrion
Molecular function (GO): [acyl-carrier-protein] S-malonyltransferase activity
Source: RefSeq, a predicted model, not a curated record